CGUUAUUCCGCAUCGGUUGUGUUGGUGCCAAGUUUAGGAAAGGAUCCUGGAUUCAAGCGAUUGGAAAGCCGAGGAUAAAUCAGUGUUGGCAUCAUGUCAGACAAAAGCGAGCUAAAAGCGGAGCUUGAAAGGAAGAAGCAACGCCUGGCUCAGAUCAGGGAGGAGAAAAAAAGGAAGGAAGAUGAGCGCAAAAAAAAAGAGGCUGACCUGAAGAAAGAUGCCACCCCAAUGGAUGACUCAGACUUGGAGAAAAAGAGACGUGAGACAGAUGCCCUUCUGCAGAGCAUGGGCAUCACAUCAGCUGAUGUUCCUGUUGGCCAGCUUCUGCGCGUAGUAACAGAGGAUACCUGUCUGUUUCACUAUCUAGUCCCUCCUCCCAUGUCUCCAACCUGCAAAUCCGUGGGCACACCAAGCGAGGCAGGGAGCCAAGACUCAGGCGAUGGCGCCGUGGGACCCAGGACUCUCCACUGGGACUCUGACCCGUCCACGCUUCAGCUUCACUCUGACUCUGAGCUGCGGCGUGGACCUCUGAAGCUGGGCAUGGCCAAGAUCACCCAUGUUGACUUCCCUCCAAAAGAGACAGUGUCGUACACCAAGGAGACCCAGACACCUGUUAUGACCCAGCUGAAGGAAGAGGAAGAAGAGGAGGAGGAGGAAGUUGCUCCACCACAACUAGUGCUUGAGACCCAAACAGAGAAACCUGUCCAGAAAGAGGAGGAGGAAGCACCUCCACAAGAGCUGACCGAGGAAGAGAAGCUGCAGAUCCUCCACUCUGAGGAGUUUAUAACCUUCUUUGACCACAGUACCCGCAUUGUGGAGCGGGCUCUGUCCGAACAUGUGGACGUCUUCUUCGACUACAGUGGUCGCGAGAUGGAGGAGAAGGAAGGUGAGAUCCAGGCGGGGGCCAAGCUGUUUCUGAACAGGCAGUUUAUGGACGAGCGCUGGUCCAAGCACCGUGUGGUCACCUGUCUGGACUGGUCCCCUCAGUAUCCUGAGCUGCUGGUUGCCUCAUACAACAACAAUGAGGAAGCCCCCCACGAGCCGGACGGGGUGGCCCUGGUCUGGAACAUGAAGUACAAGAAGAACACGCCAGAGUACGUCUUCCACUGCCAGUCUGCUGUGAUGUCGGCCGCCUUUGCCAAGUUCCACCCUAACCUGGUGGUGGGGGGCACCUACUCAGGGCAGAUCGUUCUGUGGGACAACCGGAGCAACAAGAGGACCCCCGUACAGAGGACCCCCCUGUCAGCAGCAGCACACACGCACCCAGUGUACUGUGUGAACGUGGUGGGCACCCAGAACGCCCACAACCUCAUCAGCAUCUCUACCGACGGCAAGAUGUGUUCCUGGAGCCUGGACAUGCUGUCUCAGCCGCAGGACAGCCUGGAGCUGGUGUUCAAGCAGUCCAAGGCCGUAGCUGUCACCUCCAUGUCUUUCCCCCUCGGAGAUGUCAACAACUUUGCGGUGGGGAGCGAAGAUGGAUCCGUCUACAUGGCGUGUCGUCAUGGAAGUAAAGCAGGGAUCAGUGAGAUGUUUGAGGGCCACCACGGGCCUAUCACAGGGAUAGACUGUCACACAGCGACAGGGCCCAUCGACUUCUCCCACCUGUUUGUCACCUCCUCCUUCGACUGGACCGUCAAGCUGUGGAGCACUAAGAACAACAAGCCACUGUACUCGUUCGAGGACAACUCGGAUUAUGUCUAUGAUGUCAUGUGGUCUCCCACUCACCCGGCUCUGUUUGCGUGUGUGGAUGGAGUGGGCCAUCUUGACCUGUGGAACCUCAACAACGACACUGAGGUUCCCACAGCCAGUACCACAGUGGAGGGGAACCCAGCCCUGAACCGUGUGCGAUGGGCCCACUCCGGCAAAGAGAUAGCCGUGGGAGACUCUGAUGGCCAGAUUCUGGUCUAUGAUGUUGGAGAGCAAAUCGCCGUUCCACGCAACGAUGAGUGGACCCGUUUCGUCCGAACCCUGGCGGAGAUCAACGAGAACCGGGACGACGCUGAGGAGCUGGCCGCUCAGCGCCUCUCUGCCUGAUCGCCAUGGAAACGCCAGUCUAGGGACCAGGGAAAGGCAUCAUAAUGUUUUGAUUGGAGGAAAAGACGCGAUUGCGACAGUGUUCAGGCGUGUGGACAUCUUCUUUGGAAACAUUAUAGUCAGAUUUAAUACACAUAGCUACUUAACUUGGAUACUUCUGCCUUCUCCUUCAGCUGGUUUAAGCACACCAGUCUCUGAUGGGAUAACUAACAGGGCUAUCAACCUCAGACACUACAAUAAACAAAGCCAUCUUCUUACUCUGCAAUACAAAUCAGUUGAACUCUUUUCAAGUACUCAAAAACCAGAACGCCUUAAAGGUACCAUGUCAACUCCAUGGAGAGCUCAUGUGUCUGAAUCCAUAUGGUAGUGUUGUGGGAUUAGCUUCAGGUUCAGUUUCACAGGCCACUCAACUUGUUUGUGGUUACACCACCCUGAGCAUGUUUGCUGUCAUCAUGACAGAUGUUUGCUGUUCACCAUCUGUGCUUCGAUGCCCGUGUCCACUUCAACUGUAGUAGAUCCAUCACAUCAUUACUACACACAGGAAUGUAGUGGUCUCAUCAUACUUUUAGCCAGUGUUUUUCUAUGUUCCUUUAACCUAGAUGCACCAAAUAUCCACUUGUUUUGUAAUAUAUGGAAAAAUGUAGCGUUUCUUCUUCAACUUGUCAAUGUCUUUGUACAUGAAUGUUGCUCUUAAACUAAAUUUGACACUUAUGAUAUCAGAACCAGAAUCUUUAGAAAUUUGUGAUUGAGGGAGGACUACCUGAGGAUAUUAUGCUGUAUUGGAAAAAUUGCUUUAUGUGCACUAUGAAUUCCGUAUCCAUACUUUGUCGUGUCUAAGCAAAAGCGGUCCUUUGUGUGACCUAGAUAUUACAGAGAAUGUCUCCCAUAUAUCGUGUCAUGAAUCUCAGAAUGUACUUUUUUCACAAUUUAAAAUUAAACCAUUUUGAUUUAUUUCAUCAAAAUACAAUAAAUACAUUUAAAUGAU
Coregonus clupeaformis (lake whitefish) is the source of this 3019-nucleotide messenger RNA. RefSeq names its product dynein, cytoplasmic 1, intermediate chain 2a. The transcript is spliced from 17 exons. The record is from RefSeq and is a predicted model, not a curated record. The coding region runs from base 94 to 2034 and encodes 646 amino acids. Gene Ontology annotation, molecular function: dynein heavy chain binding; dynein light chain binding. Lineage: Eukaryota; Metazoa; Chordata; Actinopteri; Salmoniformes; Salmonidae. Gene Ontology annotation, cellular component: cytoplasmic dynein complex. Gene Ontology annotation, biological process: transport along microtubule.